Messenger RNA from Malaclemys terrapin pileata, 2635 nucleotides. RefSeq names its product protein phosphatase 1 regulatory subunit 3E (gene PPP1R3E). Gene Ontology annotation, cellular component: protein phosphatase type 1 complex. Gene Ontology annotation, biological process: regulation of glycogen biosynthetic process. Gene Ontology annotation, molecular function: glycogen binding; protein phosphatase 1 binding. Lineage: Eukaryota; Metazoa; Chordata; Testudines; Emydidae. The record is from RefSeq and is a predicted model, not a curated record.
UAGACUCCCGGACGCCUGGGUUCCUGCCAGGUUAACUCCAUAAGGUCUGGAAGGAGUGAUUACCCCACCCCCACCUCCCUGUUGGUGGACAGGGGGCGGGGGGGAAUGGGGAGCCCUGAGCAUUGGAAGGAGGGGAGAUUGCUUGGAGGGGAUGCGCCGUUUCUGAGCACUCCGGUAAUUGCCAAGUCAGAUUUUGCGUGCUCCUGGACCAGGAGGGAUGGAGGGAUAGUGAAAGAAGAAGAGCGAGGUAGGGAGGAGGGGCAUCUGCUGGAGGAAAGAAGGUGAAAGAGAAAGAGACGGCGAGAGAGCCAGGGUGAAGCCCCCUCGGAGCGACAGAACCAGACAGCACCCAGCCGGAGCAAUAGAAAGACGGAUCGCAAGGAGAGAGAACGAACAGCAGAGAGAUCAAAGGAGGCAGUGACCGAGCGAGACAGAGCCCGGCCGGAGCAAGAGAACGAGAGAGGAUAGGAUAGGAGGAGAGAGAAGGAGACAGUGCAGGAGCGACAGAACGAAUUGGAGCCUGGACAGAGGGAGACACUCAGAAUUUCUGAAAGGGAAGAGUGACGGAGAGAGAGAACAAACCAGCAGCUGGCUGCAGUGAUAAAUUGAGACUCUCCAGAAAAAAGGAAUAAGACGGCAAGGACAGAGAGAGAGAAGGAGGCAGAGUCCAGACAGAUGUAGUCUUGGAAACUCUGGAAGGGAGGAACCUGGAAGGGGUGAGGAAGGAGUAGAAUAAGCCAGCGCCCUGCCAGAGUGAGACGCAUCCCAGAUGGAGAGAGAGAAGGAGAAUUUCUGAGAGGGAAGAACGUGAAGAUAGCGACAGAGCAACAGAACGAGUCAGGGUCCAGACAGAGAAAUAGACUUGGACCCUCUAGAAGAGAAGAACGUGGAAGGCAGCGAUGAAGUGGUAGAAUGAGUUGGCGACAUGAUGGAGCGAUAGAACGAGACACAGCCCAGAAGGAGUGAUAGAAAAAGGGAGCACUUUCUUGGAGCAGUAGAAUGGACAGAGAGCUAGAAGGACUCAAAAUCCAGAGAAAGCGAUAGAGCGAGCCAGAGCCCAGAAAGAGGAAUAGGAGGAGGCCUGGACAGGGUGACAGGACACGAGCCUGGUCAGAGGGACAGAAGGAUACAGCUCCCGGAUGUGGCAAUAGAAUGAGCUGGUUCCCAGACAGAGCGAUAGAACGAGCCGGCACCUUGACAGAGCGAUAGAACGAGCCGGCACCUUGACAGAGCGACAGAACGAGGCGGGGCCUGGACGGAGCAAUAGAACAAAGCGGGGCCCGGACGGAGCGAUAGAAGAACGUAGGGCCCGGGUGGAGUGAUAGAACGAGGCGGGGGCUGGACAGAGCGAUAGAACAAAGCGGGGCCCGGACGGAGCGAUAGAAGAACGUAGGGCCCGGGCGGAGUGAUAGAACGAGGCGGGGUCUGGACAGAGCGACAGAAGGAGCCGGUGCCCGAGCGGAGCAACAGAAGGAGCCGGUGCCCGGGCGGAGUGAUAGAACGAGCCGGGCCCCGGACAGAGGGAGCUGGCCCCACCCUGGGCCCCAUGGCACACGCUCCCCCGCCCCCCAGCGACAUCCCACGCAACCUGAGCUACAUCGCGGGGCUGUACGAGCGGGCAUACUACCGCACGGUCCGGCCCAGCCUGGGCGAUGACUCUGACUCGGAGGCCGAGGGGCGGGCCCGGGGGGCCCGGCCGAGGGGGCGCCAGAGCCGCACGGGCAGCAGGUGGGGGCACCGGCGUCGCAGGGCCCGCUCUGCCCCGGCCGGGGGCCCUGGUGGGGGAUCCCGCAGCCGCAGCCCCGGCUCCCGCAAGCGGGUGCGCUUCGCUGACGCCCUGGGGCUGGAGCUGGCCAGCGUGAGGCGCUACUGGCCAGCCGAGCUGCCCCAGGUCCCCGAGCGCGUGCACACCCAGCUCCGGCGUGACGCCCUGCGCCACUUCGCCCCCCUGCAGCCCUUCCAGGACUCCCAGGACCCGCUGGCUGGGCGCCUGCCGCUGACACCGUGUUUCUGGGACCCGCUGGGGCUGCCGGACUUCGGGGCACGGCUGGGGGCGCAAGGCGUGUGCCUGGAAGGGGUGCGGGCUGGGGGGCUGGGGGUGGCGGGGACCCUGCGGGUUCUCAACCUGGCUUAUGAGAAGCGGGUCAGCAUCCGCUACACCUGGGACGGCUGGGCCAGCUACCGGGAGGCCCCCGCCGCCUACGCCGGGCCCUCCGCCGGCCCCCCGCCCGGCCCCCCCUCUGACCGCUUCGCUUUCCGCCUGCCCCUGCCCCCUGGGGGCACCCUGGAGUUCGCCCUGCGCUGCCACGUGGGGGGCCAGGAGCUGUGGGACAACAAUGGGGGGCAGAACUACAUCCUGCGGGGCGGGGGACGGGCCGAGGGGCCCCCCAGCCCCCCACACGACGGAGAAGGGGGCUGGAUACAUUUCCUGUAGGGGGCUGCACAACUGGCUUCCCAGGGGACACAGACUUCAUGGGGGGGCCCACAACCAGCUCCUCCCAUCCCCCAGAUCCACAUCCUCUGGGCUAGGCCCAGGGGGGGGCUGCAAUUCACCCCAAAGCAGGAAUAGGUGGUGAGAUACAGGGGGGGUGGGGGAGACAGGUCUUCCAGGAUGGCAGGGUCCAGGGGAGGGUGG